This is a messenger RNA of Physcomitrium patens, 4203 nucleotides long. Its product is annotated as conserved oligomeric Golgi complex subunit 1. Lineage: Eukaryota; Viridiplantae; Streptophyta; Bryopsida; Funariales; Funariaceae. Gene Ontology annotation, biological process: intra-Golgi vesicle-mediated transport. The record is from RefSeq and is a predicted model, not a curated record. Gene Ontology annotation, cellular component: Golgi apparatus; COG complex.
CCUUUGAGGCAGACAGUACCUCUACAAAGAGGUUGAAGCUCGUCAUGCAAACCCUACUUGGGUUUCAUUCCAUCGGAAGUCCAUGCUCACGCCACUUUCUUCUUCACUGGUAUCAAGUCUUUCCACUCUUUUGCCACUCUUUGAGCCCAAUGAUUUUGGGAAUCGUCGACUAGGAUUUCAUCUCUGUGUCUUUGACGCAGCGCGGAGUUGUUGUUGUUGAGAUAUGUCUGUGAUACUGUGUGCUGGGGUGUGAAGUAGAAUUUGUAGGAGUUUGAGGUGGUGUGGAGUUGGAGGAAACUGAGAGUGUGAUGAAUCGGAUGCGGGGGAGAGAUAGGGCGGAGUAGUGGAGGAGUGACACGGUGUGAUGAGGUUUUGAUGUGAAGAGGAGGAAGGGGGCGGGGGAGGUGGUGAAGAUGAGAGGGGGGAGGUUUCAAGCGAAGAGCAACGAGGACGCAAAUGUGCGGAAUGCCGAGGCGUUGUUCGAAGCGAAGACGGUCGUGGAGAUCCGUGAAGUUGAAUCGCUGACGCGCAAUGAGAUUGAGGCGAAGAAAGAGGAUCUUCGACAGCUUGUUGGCGCUAGUUACCGCGACUUGAUCGAGUCGGCGGACUCGAUUUCGCUCAUGAAGGAGUCAUGUCAGGCGGUGGUUGCCAACAUUGGCAAGAUGGAGCGGGGAUUUGAGGAUUUGAACCGGAGCGUGAGUGUGAAUGUGUCAAGUCCUGGUGCGGAUAGUGAGCGAAGGAGGAGAGAGAGUUUGUAUGGAGUUGGCUCUAGGGUUAAGUAUCUCGUGGAUACGCCGGAAAAAAUCUGGGGAUGUUUGGACGAGCAUAUGUAUUUGGAGGGCGCGGAACGGUACUUACGAGCCAAGGAAGUGCACUCGCUUUUGACUGGGAUUGGAGCGAAGGAGAAACUGCUUGGGAGGUUUCCACUUCUACACCAGCAGUGGCCCUUGAUUGAGAGAUUCCGAGGGCAAAUCUCAAAGCGUAGUAAGGACAGAUUGCAGGAGCCAGAAUUGAGCGUCGAUAAUUAUGCGGUUGCUCUGGCCGCUUGCGGCAUCAUCGAUGAGCUUAAUUCCUCGCAGAUCUUCGCUCUGUUUCUUGAGUCGCGCAAGUUGUGGUUGAGGUCGCACUUGCGUGCGUGGAUGCAGGAGAGGAAUUCAGGGAAGAAUGGAGGAAAGGUUGAUAACACAGUGGAUGUGGCAACGGCCCUUUGCAAGCUGAUGCAAAUGAUCCAGACCUCCUUGUGUCAGAUCGGGAUAUUGUUCCUGGAGAUUUCGACUGGGAAGAUGCCUCUGCUCUACAACACUGUUUUGGCAGCUCCGCCGGGUUCACAGCUCUUCGGAGGGAUUCCGAAUCCUGAAAUGGAGGUUGCCGCGUGGAAGAAAUACAGAGAGAAGCUCGAGAGUAACAUGGUUUCUUUGACAGGAGCAUAUAUUUCCGAAGCCUGCGUGGAGUGGCUUAAGGAUUGCACGGAAGAGAUUGCUGUAGAAGCGCGACCGUUGAUAACAUUAUUAAGGACAGGUAAGGAAUUGGCUUAUGUCGAAGGUUUGGUGCGUGAGGAUAUGAAUAAACAUGGAGCAUUGUCAGAGAGCAUUGAUUGGCUGCAAGGCACCUUCGGAAAAUCAAUAGACUCUCCAUGGGACUGCAUUUGUGAGCUUCUCUUGAAGUCUCCCACAAAUCUGUGGGACAAGCUGUUUGAGGAAUUGUUUAUCAACCAGAUGAAGACCAACACAAAAUUGGGUUUCGCCGCAAUCAACGUGGAAGACAUGGUCGACAAUUGUCUUGAGGCAAUGAGUCCAGCGACUCCUUUAGAAGAAACUUAUAAGAAGCAAGUGUCAACGGCAAAGGCAGGCGACAACGUCUUGAAGGGUCCGAAUCUUCAUUCCAACGGAAUUCUACAUUGGAAUUCUGUUGCUGUGCAGAACGAGUGGAACGGUGACGCCCUAUUCUUUUUCACACCACAGGUCACAAAUGUGAAGGACAAAGUGGAUGAAAGUCUUAGAUCAAUACUCAAUGACUUAGUAAGCUUUUUGCAAGGGCCUUAUGUACAGAUUAGAACAGAUUCACUAGCGCCUUAUCUACAGGAACAGUGUUUCCAGUGGAUGUCAGGCGUAAUUAAGGUGCUUCAAACUCGAUUCUUGAAGCUUUCUGAGGACUUUGACAAGGCAGCUGCUGAAGAAUCGAACUUGACCGUAGAGAGUCCAAAGCAUGCCUUGGAAGGCACCUUUCAGAGCAGGCUAGUCAGUAGAGGUGGCGUCGAAGUCCAUGCAUCAAAGACAAGAAGGAUCUCAAAGGUGGUUGAACGAGCUCUAUUUCUGGGUCGACUUUCUGCAGCUUUAGGAGGUCAUUCUACUUCUCUGGCUUCUCUUUUAGGGUCUACCACAUCGUGGACUGAUCCUCUUCGUCAAUCCUCAAAUAUGGUUUCGUCUCAGAUAAUGCGACAAUCAUUGUGGUCUGAAACAAACUCUAGUUUUGAGGGUCCUUUGAAGUGGUCCUCCAGAAUGAGAGUGAGGGUCGCGGCAGGGUCAGCUUCUGACGAUGGGGCAGUAAAAUUACGAGAGUUGCAAAAGGGUUUAAGGCAGCAGAGUAUUGCUGCUCAUCGGAUGUGGGUUCGUUGGAGCACUGAUGGCUUAGCUGGCACGUUCUUAAGGGAUCUGCACCAAGAUGAAUGCUUGUCCACUCCCACACCACUCAAGGGAUGGGAAGAGACUGUAAUCAAGUCUAUUGGAGAUGACGACGUGGAAGUAGACGCGCGUAUAUCUGUACCAGCUAUGCCGUCAUCUUAUGUUGUUGCAUUUCUGUUCGCUGGUUGCCGAGAAAUUCAUCGGAUCGGCGGUCACGUCCUAGACAGAUCUGUUUUGGAGUUGUUCGCUUGGGAACUUUUAGAGAAGGUUCUGGCAAUAUAUGAGAAGUUCAUAUCUCAUCCUUCUUUCAUGAACUCACGUGUCUCAGAGAAGGGCUUGCUGCAGCUCCUUUUUGACCUGAAGUUUCUAGCAGAUGUGCUUUCAGGGGGCCAAGAUGUGAAUGUUGAAAGCUUACGUGCAGUAGGAACUCAGGAUCUAGCUCCUUCCUCUGCACUGAAGGGACCUACGAGUUUGAAAGCAGAUGUUGGCCGCCAGAGGUGGAUCAACAAAUUGCUGGAUGAUUUACAUAAUCGUAUUGACCCUAUCGAUUGGGCUACGUACGAAUCUUACUUGUGGGAGCAGGAGCGGCGAUAUUACCAAAGCUGUGCUGUGCUCUUUGGCUCCCUGAUCCAGUUGAAACGCCUCCACACCGAUGUUCCACAAAAAGUCAUGUCUACAGGAGAGACUAAUACCCUGAAUAUGUCUGCAACUGUUCCGCGUUUCACUUACCUGCCUAUCAGUGCUCCCUUGUUUUCAGUUACAAAAGCAUCCCCAAUGAGGUCUCGACGAACCCAAUCACAAGAGGAAAAAGAUGCAGUUUGGAGAGCAUCAGUGCAUAGUGAUGAUGCUUCUACGUUCUCCUUUUCUGAUUCACCAUCUCAGAAUUCUCAAGGAUCUGCCAAGUUACUGCAGCAACUCAUGGGAGUGGGAACUAAGUUUGGGGAGGGAACGAUUGGGAAGCUGCUUAGCGACGGGCAAGUGAAUCGGUUUAAGGACAAGUCCGCUGCAGCUAUUUCUACGUUUGGUGAUAUGCUGCCAGCGCAAGCAGCUGGACUUUUCUCCUCCCUAGGAAGUGCAAUGAAACAAGACUCAAAAUACGAUAUAUUAAUAGGUUCAACAGCGAGUAACCCUUUCUGAGGACUAUGGCUUCACGUGCAUUCUUUUACGGAGUCUUCCUGCAUGGGCCACACUAAUGUCGGAACUGCACUCAGGGUGCAUUUUCAGAUGUUCUACAUUAGGAUUAUUCAGAUGUUGAACAAAUCUUGGGUGUUUAGUACAAAGAGUAUUUGGUCAGAAGGCCUGCCCGGAAGUCCCAUGCAGUGUAUCUGUGGUGAUGUAGGGUUGGACAGUUGAUCAUGGGUGCAGGAGAGGAAAAAGAACGCGCUUUAAGCUAAUUAUAAUUCUUUGGUAGUAUGUUUUCCCUGUUAGGUCUACACUUUGUUGAUUAAGAGAGGGAAAACACCAUUUUUCUUGUGUUCUUUGCUAUUCCUUCUGUUUCUCCUAGUGCUAUUCUACUGUCUGAAGGUUUGUGAAGCUUCUCAUGAUCGUUUUGAAUACAAACGUGGGAUUCAGUUUCUGCUUU